UUUCAACAGAAUUCUGCCUGUUUUGUGAGUUGUCGGGUCUCCGUUUUCAUCCGAAAAUCAUCGGUUAAUUUGGCUUUGUUUUGAGAUUAGAAUACUUGUAUAGAAGAAGUGAGACUUGGAAAUAGUAAAUCUUUAGUUUUGGAACUCAUCGGAUCGUCACAAAAUGGUGAAAACAAACGGGAAAGGGCCGCAGGAAAAACACAUUCAAGUGUUUGUCCGGUGCAGGCCAAUCAAUGAAAGUGAGAAGAAGAGAGGAUCCCAUAAAGUGGUGGAGGUCAACAAAAACAAGAAAGAUGUCCAUGUUAACGUUGAGGUGGCUGAGAAGUCAUCCACUAAAACUUUCUCUUUUGAUAAGGCAUUUGGCCCCAAAGCCAAGCAGAUUGAAGUGUAUAAGAGUGUUGUCCUUCCUACCCUGGAUGAAGUACUCAUGGGUUACAACUGUACAGUAUUUGCAUAUGGUCAGACAGGAACUGGCAAAACUUUCACAAUGGAAGGAGACAGGACACCAGACCCAGCAAUGUCUUGGGAAGAGGACCCACUGGCCGGUAUCAUCCCUCGCGCCAUGCAUCAGAUCUUUGAGAAGCUCCAAUCCCAAGAGGUGGAGUUCUCUGUCCGAGUCUCCUUCUUAGAGUUGUACAACGAGGAGCUGUUUGAUUUGCUCUCGGCUCAGGAGGACACCCAGAGACUCCGCAUCUUUGAGGACGCUGCUCGCAAGGGCUCCGUUGUUAUCCAGGGUCUAGAGGAGGUUGUUGUACGCAAUAAGAGCGAGGUCUACGCCAUCUUAGAGAAGGGCGCCGCCAAGAGACAGACUGCCGCAACUCUCAUGAAUGCCCACUCCAGUCGAUCCCACUCCGUUUUCACUGUCACCAUCCACAUUAAGGAGAACUCCGUAGACGGUGAGGAACUGGUCAAGACCGGUAAACUCAACCUGGUUGACUUGGCUGGCAGCGAGAACAUCGGUCGCUCUGGGGCUGUGGACAAAAGGGCCAGAGAAGCAGGUAAUAUUAACCAGAGUUUGUUGACCCUUGGCCGUGUGAUCACUGCACUCGUAGAACACGCUCCACAUAUCCCAUACAGAGAGAGCAAGUUGACCCGCCUUCUUCAAGACUCUCUCGGUGGACGCACCAAGACGUCUAUCAUUGCGACCAUUUCUCCCUCCGUCUGUAACGUAGAGGAGACUUUGAGUACCUUGGACUACGCUCACCGCGCUAAGAACAUCACCAACCGACCCGAGAUCAACCAGAAACUCACCAAGAGAGCCCUCAUCAAGGAAUACACAGAGGAGAUAGAGCGUCUUAGGCGUGACUUACUAGCAAACCGAGAUAAGAACGGAAUCUACCUUGCAGAAGAACACUACAGGUCUAUGGAAGAAUCUAUUGCAAGCCAGCGUCUCAGCAUCCAGGAGAAGGAAGAGAAAAUUGCUGCUUUGUUAGAUGAGAUUGUCAAGAUCAAUGAGAUUUUGACCGAAACUAAAGAUGAUCUUGAGGAAACAAGUAAUGAGUUAGAAUCAACAACCAAAACGUUGGUUCGUACAACCCACACCCUGCACAAGACAGAAACGGAUCUCCGUGUGACAACCAAAGACCGCAACCAACAGAAGUAUCUGGUGGAGGAACAUGUCAAAGUGGAAGACAAAUUGGCCUACGAAGCUAAAAAGCUUUUGACAGUGGCAGAGGACAGCACAACCGAUCUUAAAGGUGUCCACGCUAAACUAGAUCGUAAGCGAGCUGUAGAGUCACACAACGCGACGGUACAAGAGACGUUUGAGGCCAAUUUGGAUGACCAACUGAAGACGGUGCAAGACUCCCUGGGCUACUUUGGUGAUGUCCUGCAACAUCGCCAAUCUGCUGCUCAGGAUAACUUCAAGGAACUGGUGUCCGUGCAAUCGACUGAGGUUGACAGUAUGCAAUGUCAGGUUACCAGCAUGAUUGACAACCUGGAGGGUCAGGUGGUUGCCAUGACAACUGGCAGUCAACAGUCAUGUGACAGCUGGAAAGAGUGGAGCGAGAGAACUUGCGGAAAGAUGGUGGAUUUUAAGGACAAUCACAAAACCGAAGCAGAGAGUUUCCUCACGGCGUCACACCUACCACUAUUGAAGAAACACCAGAAGAUGCUUGAGGAACACUCGGAGAGAGUGACUGAAUGGAAUAAGCUCGUUCAAACACAGAUUGCCUCUCAGAUGACCGCUGUGGAGACCUUCGUCCAGAGUUACUACGACCAGCUCGACUCUCUGUCCUCCCUCGUGGGAGCCUACAUCAACAACCAGAAAAAGGUCAAUCAAGGUCACCAAGAGAGGGCAGCAAACAUGCUUGCCGCACAACGACAGGCGUCUCAGAAAAUGAAGGCCGACUUGCUUGCCAAGGUGUCUGGUGCCAUGCAAGAGCUUUUGGAUGAACAACAUGAACAAAAUACCGCAGAUGUAAAGGAGAUGACAGAGAGCUACCUUGGUCUGGUGGAGGGAGCUGAUACAGCCAAUGAUGAAGUCAAAGGGUGUUUGACAGAAUUCAGAGAAAUGUCCGAGACAUUUGCAAGUCAGUACGUUGAGGGUUCUGAGUCACUGGAAGCAUUGACAAAUGAACACACGACUAAGAGUCAAACCUACAUCACAGAGACAGAGCAGAGUCGGGUUCAGAUCCAGUCUUCAAUCCAGCAGCAUCUCGAGGAGGACAUCUCAAGGCAAGCGUCUCAAACCACCAAGAUGACUGAGUCUGUUUCAUCACACAUGACACAGCUCGCUCAGCAUGUCGCUGACUCAAAUCAGAAGGCAGAGACGAUUCUCAGCACAGUCCGACAAAGUUCGCAGGAUCAUCAACAAGAUCUGACCGCUCAACACACCAGAUUGACCAGUACACUCGACGAGUGGACCCAGCAAUCGGUCAAGGAAUCAAAGGACAUCGGAGACAGCGUGUGUGAUCUCAGGAUAAAGUUCACCGAUGUCGAAGGUUUGGCUGAGACCUUCUUGAAAGAAGACCUCAGGCUGGACAUCCCCACGGGUGUCACUCCAAAGGUUCGUCGGUUUAGCUACCCUCGUAUGCUGACCCGAACUGAUCCCCAUCACGUCCUCCUCAAGAACCAAGGACUCGACAAGACGAUAAAUGAAGCGGUUAAUGUGCCACUACCAGACACUUUCAUUGAAGAGAUUGAGCAAGAAGACACCAAGAGUGUUACCACGGAAACCAUGUCAGUAAGCGACGAGAAGACAUCAGAUGACAAUGUCUCAGACAGCUCCGUUGGAUCUUUAGUCAUUGAGGAUAGUAAAGAGAAUUUCCCCAAACCCUUGAAGCAGAAAACCAAGACGGUCAAGACCAAGACUAUAAAGAAGAAAAUACCAAGGGAUAACAGCGCCACUCGAACACCCACAUCUCGUCUGCCCCUCAGGUCCCAUAACACCCCUCACUGAUAAAUGGUAUGAUCAUUUAUAGAAUACUGUAAUAAAGUUUUGGGGUGUUUUUGUUUGCAGAAAGGGUUUUUAGAUGGUGAGUUUAACUGAAACAAAAGUGGCCCUAAAGGUUAGUCUACUUUUAAACGCUCUGUUGUAAUGAGAUGGGGGGGAGACAUUUUUGCGAGAGUUUGUGUCACUCUGUAAAUAAUCUCUUUGGUCAUGUCAUUAUCUAUCGAAUAGGCCUUACAGGAAAUUAAAAAAAAUCUGUCUUUUUUUACUGAGCUUCUAACGAAGUGAGAUGAUAUAAAACCAACUUAGAUGUGAAUUCAAGUAGUCAAACAUUUCAUCCUGUGAUAAUAAUAAGCGAAAAAUGUUAAAUGAUUUAUAACAUCAAAAAUGUGAUGGGAUCUCUUUUAUAAUCAUGAGUUAUGUUUCAUCAGCUGUAAAUAUUAGCAGUUUAUUAUUAUUAUUAUUAUUAUUAUUAUUAUUAUUAUUAUUAUUAUUAUUUUUUGGUGGGGGUGGGAUGGAAGAAAGCUAACUGCUUCAUGAAUACUAUGUCUUUUUAAUGAGCUAUAUUGAAAUGUAAAUAAAGUUAAAAUUAGGGAGGUAAAAAAA
Molecule: messenger RNA, 3997 nt
Organism: Asterias rubens (European starfish)
Lineage: Eukaryota; Metazoa; Echinodermata; Asteroidea; Forcipulatida; Asteriidae
Product: kinesin-like protein KIF11-B
Exons: 25
Coding region: 164-3400 (1078 amino acids)
Biological process (GO): microtubule-based movement; mitotic spindle assembly
Cellular component (GO): nucleus; spindle microtubule
Molecular function (GO): microtubule binding; ATP binding; plus-end-directed microtubule motor activity
Source: RefSeq, a predicted model, not a curated record